Messenger RNA from Trematomus bernacchii (emerald rockcod), 1677 nucleotides. Its product is annotated as nuclear factor 7, brain-like. Bases 146 to 1576 code for a protein of 476 amino acids. The transcript has a single exon. NCBI's taxonomy places the organism in Eukaryota, Metazoa, Chordata, Actinopteri, Perciformes, Nototheniidae. The record is from RefSeq and is a predicted model, not a curated record. Gene Ontology annotation, molecular function: zinc ion binding; protein binding.
GAUUUUGACAUUGUUGAACAGAGCUGAGACGCCAUUACAGGGUGUGAGAUCUCUGCUGCGAGACACGUUUGGAGUAUAUUUGGGGAGAAGUGGAGAGACAUUGAAAGUUGGUGAGUCCUGCUAUUGAAAAUAACUUUAAUAUCAAAUGGCUGAGAAAACCGUUCUUGUUGAAAGUUUCCUGAGCUGCCAUGUGUGUUCAGAGACUUUCAGAGAUCCCGUGUCUCUGGGCUGCAACCACAGCUUCUGUUCGAGCUGCCUGCAGAAAUUCUGGGAACAAAGUAAGAACAAAAACUGUCCCAUUUGUAAAAGAAAAUCUUCAAAAGAAUUUCCCAGAGUGAACUUUACACUGAAGGAGCUGGCUGACUCCUUUGCAGAGAGACAGAAAGCUGGAUCAUCUGAGACAGAAAAAGGAGAGAAGAAGGUGGAGGUGGUGUGUAGUAAACAUCCAGAAGAGCCUAGAUUGUUCUGUAUGGAUGAAGAGAGAGCUGUGUGUCCUGUCUGUGAGUUUUCUCUCCACCAGAGUCACAAGGUGGUUCCUGUAGAACAAGCAGUCAGUGAGCUGAAGGACCUGCUGAAAUCUGACUUAGAGUCUCUGCAGGACAAGAGGGACAAAUACAAAGGAGUGGAGGAAACAUACAAGGAAGUGAUUCAAGUGUCCGAGAAGCAGCUGCUGUCCACAGAGAGGCAGAUCAGAGCAGAGUUCAUCAAGCUCCAUCAGUUCCUGAAAGAGGAAGAGGAGUCCAGACUGGCAGCUCUGAGGGAGGAAGAGGAGCUGAAGGGGAAGACUAUCAGCAGAGAGAUGAAGAGCAUUCAGGAGCACAUCUCCUCUCUGUCACACAGUAUCUCUGCUGUUGAAGAAGAGCUGCAGAAACACAACGGGCCCUUCCUCAGCAGUUACAAAGCCACUCAGAGCAGAGCCAGAGUCCAGAGCUCACUGUCAGACCCACAGCUGCUCUCAGGAGCGCUGACAGAUGUGGCCAAACACCUGGGCAACCUGUCCUUCAGAGUCUGGGAGAAGAUGAAGGACCAGGUCCACUUCAGUCCUGUCAUUCUGGACCCAAACACUGCAGACAGCUGGCUCUCUCUGUCUGAUGAUCUGACCAGUGUGAGAGAUGGAGACAAAGAUCAGCAGCUUCCUGAUAAUCCAGAGAGAUUCACUGAGUAUGCUAAUGUUCUGGGCUAUGAGGGCUUCAGCUCAGGGAAACACAGCUGGGAGGUGGAGGUGGGAGAUCAUCCUGGCUGGAAUAUAGGUUUGACUAAAGAGUCAGUUGACAGGAAGGGAGAGAUACCAGGUGCCUCACCAAAAUAUGGAAUCUGGUGUUUAUGGCAUCGCAGUGGAAAAUACACUGAUGGUGAUGGUAAGACUGUCAGAGUGAAGAAGAAUCUCCAGAGGAUCAGAGUCCAGCUGGACUAUGACAGGGGGGAGGUGUCCUUCUACGACCCUGAAGACAUGACUCCCAUCUGCACUCACAGAGAUACUUUCACUGAGAAACUCUUCCCAUAUUUCAGUAUUGGAAAAGCUGGUGAUGCUAAAACUGCUGAUAUCAAAAUCUGUCAAAGUGAGAUUCCUCUGUGAUGUUCAGGAGUGUUGGUUCAGACUUUAUUCUGACUUCGUCUGUCUAGAUCCUUUUGAAAUAAUCAAGGUAAAAAACAACAGAUGAUAAUCAGAAUUACAUU